AUGAAUAAUUUAAAUAUAGAAUCAUCAUUGCCACCCUGUAAUAAUGAUCAUACAAUGUAUAUUAGUAUCAAAAAUAAUGUAGAUUCAGAUUAUUUAUCUAUAUGGAUUCAAGGACCAAUAUCAAUAAUAAUUUUAACUUUAGGAUUAUUUGGAAAUAUUCAUUCAAUUAAAGUUGUUUUUCAAUCUACAAUUAAUACAUCAACAACAAUAAGUCUAAUUGCAUUGGCACUUUGGGAUGUUGUGCUCCUUGUAAUAUCAUUUUUUCAUCAUAAUCUUUAUACAUUUGUCUUGUGGCUUGAUGAAUAUUCAAAUAAUAAAAAUAUCUUUAAGAAUUGGGUUUUUAAUAAACUUAAAUACAAUCCAUAUUUAUCAGCAUGUAUUUUAAACGGAUUGUUAGCAUGUGCUCACAUGGCUUCUACAUGGAUGCUUAUUUACGUCACAGCUCAAAGAUUUUUUGCUGUUUCAAGACCUUUAUCAUUUAUAAGUCAUGAAUCAAUGUCAUCAAAAAAAAAAAGAAGAACUUCAUAUGUUAAAUCUUCAAUUGUUAAAAUAAAGAUUCCGUGUUUAUUAAGUAUUGUAUCAGCUAUAAUAUCACUUCCAUGCUCUUUUGAAUAUUAUGUUGAUGAAUGUUUAAACUCUACCGGUUAUGUUGUUAAAAUUGUUCAAACUAGUUCUUUAAUCGAAAAUAGAAACUAUAUUAUAUUUUAUCGUUCAAUAUUAUUACCAAUAUUACAAAGUUUUGGUCCAAUUACAAUAAUUUCAAUACUUACAUAUAAAACUAUUAAUAGUCUAAAAAUGAUGAUGCAUAGGAGAGCUUUAAUAUUACUUCAACAAGGUAGAAAUAGUAUUUUUUUUUCUGAUAAAGAUAAAACAAAAAGUCUUCAAUUGAUAAGCGCAUUAUUAUUAGGAAAAUUUGUAGUAUUAAGGUGUUUUCCAACAUUUUUAGAAAUUGUUAAACUUAUUUAUGGUCAAAAAUUUUUAUUAACUGAUGUAGCAGAUUUAUUAAUUAUUCUAAAUUCAGCCACAAAUUGUUUUGUUUUUGUUGUCAUAAAAGCAGUAUUUGAAACAAGAAGACUUAAAAAAGCAAGAGAACGACAAAGAGAAAUGGUUGUUAAUACUGCUGUACAAAUGUUACGAAUAUCAAGAUUUAUAGCAUCUGAUAAAUCAUUAUUACUUGGUUAUGAUCAUGAAGAUGUUCAAACAAUAUCAAGUAAUUUAGCUUAG
Molecule: messenger RNA, 1224 nt
Organism: Strongyloides ratti
Lineage: Eukaryota; Metazoa; Nematoda; Chromadorea; Rhabditida; Strongyloididae
Product: G protein-coupled receptor, rhodopsin-like family and GPCR, rhodopsin-like, 7TM domain-containing protein
Exons: 3
Coding region: 1-1224 (407 amino acids)
Biological process (GO): G protein-coupled receptor signaling pathway
Cellular component (GO): membrane
Molecular function (GO): G protein-coupled receptor activity
Source: RefSeq, a predicted model, not a curated record